AUGACGAAGCGCACGAAGAAGGUCGGUGUCACCGGCAAAUACGGUACCAGAUAUGGUGCCUCCCUGCGUAAGCAGGUGAAGAAGAUGGAAAUCACCCAGCACGCCCGCUACAUUUGCACCUUCUGCGGCAAGAACACCGUCAAGAGGAAGGCUGUCGGUAUCUGGGAGUGCAAGGCCUGCCACAAGACCGUUGCCGGUGGUGCCUGGACUAUCUCGACUCCGGCUGCCGCUGCCACUCGCUCGACUAUCCGCCGUCUGAGAGAACUCGCCGAGUCCUAA
Messenger RNA from Rasamsonia emersonii CBS 393.64, 279 nucleotides. RefSeq lists its product as uncharacterized. The coding region runs from base 1 to 279 and encodes 92 amino acids. The transcript has 4 exons. Gene Ontology annotation, molecular function: structural constituent of ribosome. Gene Ontology annotation, biological process: translation. The record is from RefSeq and is a predicted model, not a curated record. NCBI's taxonomy places the organism in Eukaryota, Fungi, Ascomycota, Eurotiomycetes, Eurotiales, Trichocomaceae. Gene Ontology annotation, cellular component: ribosome.